Molecule: messenger RNA, 4084 nt
Organism: Gadus morhua (Atlantic cod)
Lineage: Eukaryota; Metazoa; Chordata; Actinopteri; Gadiformes; Gadidae
Gene: sntb1
Product: syntrophin, basic 1
Exons: 8
Coding region: 469-2211 (580 amino acids)
Cellular component (GO): intracellular anatomical structure; dystrophin-associated glycoprotein complex; synapse
Molecular function (GO): protein binding; structural molecule activity
Source: RefSeq, a predicted model, not a curated record
CCGCACACAGCAUGUAGAGAGAGGAGAGUUGGACAGUCACAGAAGAUGAACAUAUAGGCGCUCGUGUGUCUAUCAAAUACUAUUAUUCAACAUCGCUGUCGCCCAUACAUGGACGAAGCAGUUCAAUUGUCGCCCAUACUUGGAUAACUACAUUAUGCCGUCUGUUUAGUGUUUUCAUCGCGCCGGGUCCUUAUUAUUUUGAGUGUGUGGCGGAAAAACAGAAAAGAUAUGGAUUACUGAAGAUGGGAUCGGCUAACGGAGGGGAACUAACUCCACCCAGCAGAGAGGGUUUGGGGCAGGCGGACCCGGCGGUGCCACAACACAGCUGACCAUUCGACACUCUUGGCAAGUCCUCCGGAAAACUUCGGUGGGGCCAAAGUCCACUUCGGGGUGUGAGCCAAGUGUGUCGCACUGUACCGGAUAAUCACACGCGAGUUCUUUUUUUUUUUUUAAAGGCUUACUGUAAAGAUGGCGGUUGUACUGACGACGGGAGUUCCAGGUAACGGCCGAGUUCAACAAAGUGGGUUUCUGGAAGUUUUGGUCAAAAGGAAGUGGCACAAAGUUUUGGCACACUUGAACGAGGAAUCCCUGACUCUGAGCUGUGAGGAGGGGGACACCGGUACGACCGACGCCGUCCGCGCCAACAGCCUCAUUAACGGAUCUUAUAACGGCAACAACAAUACCGCCGGUCACCCCGGCGACCCCGGCACGGAAUCCGACACGAGCCCCGAAACCGGGACCGAGCGGGACGCCCUCAAGGACCUACCUGAGCAAGUGUCUGAAGCAAUAGCCAACCAGAAGAGGUGCGUCAAGGUGACCAAGCAAGAGGUCGGCGGGCUCGGGGUCAGCAUUAAAGGCGGGAAGGAGAACAAAAUGCCCAUUCUCAUCAGCAAGAUCUUCAAAGGGCUGGCCGCGGACCAGACCCAGGCUCUGUACGUCGGGGACGCCAUUCUGUCCGUGAACGGUUCGAACCUGCGGGACGCGACCCACGACGAAGCCGUUCAAGCUCUGAAGCAAGCCGGGAGAGAGGUGAUCCUUGAAGUGAAGUACAUGCGUGAGGCCACGCCCUACGUAAAGAGAGGCUCCCCGGUGUCGGAGAUCGGCUGGGAGACGCCCCCCCCCGAGUCGCCCCGGCUGGGCUUCUCUCCGUCCUUCCAGACGCCCCCAGGUGCCCCGCCCGGCUUCGCCCCCACACCGCCCCGGUCCCUGCCCCUGCAGGGCGACCGGCGCUGCAUACCGCUCAAGAUGUGCUACGUCACCCGCUCCCUGACGGAGGUGGACCCCGACAAAAGGCACGUGGAGCUGCACUCCUCAGACGCCCGCCAUACCCUGGUGCUGCGCUGCCCCGACCGGGCCACCAGCCAGGCCUGGUUCUCCGCCAUGCACGCCACCACCGCCGCACUCACACAGCGGGGCCUGGCGGAGUUCGUCCAUAACGCUACAAGGGCGGGUGUUUCAGGCAGCAAGGAGAUACGCCACUUGGGGUGGCUCGCAGGAAAGACGGAGAACGAGAAGGAGCAGUGGAAGCCCGUGCUGGUGGUGGUGACGGAGAAGGACCUGCUGCUGUACAGCAGUCUGCCCCGGAGGCCUGAGGCCUGGAGAAGCCCUGAGCACACCUACCCACUGUUAGCCACGCGACUGGUCCACUCCGGACCCGACCGGGGGGGGUCGCCCCAUCGCGGCACAGAGCUGUCCUUCGCCACCCGGACGGGCACGCGGCUCGGCAUCGAGGCCCACCUGUUCCGGGCCGAGACCACCCAGGACCUGUCGGCGUGGACCAGGCACAUCGUGACCGGCUGCCACGCCUCGGCCGAGAUGAUCCGGGAAGUCAGCACCAGCUGCCUGUACCAAGGCCAGGAGUGUCGCCUGGUGGUCCACUACGAGCAGGGCUUCUCCGUGCUGGCCGACCCCCCCGCCGGGCCUGCGGGGGGGGGGUGCAGCGGCGGCGGCGGGGGGGGGGGAGGAGGAGGAGGAGGAGGGGGGGCGGGCGGCGCUGCUGGCCUACGCCUUCGAGAAGCUCCGCAUGUCGUCCGACGACGGGAUCCGCAUGCUGUGCCUGGACUUCGGGGGCAAGGAGGGGGAGAUCCAACUGGACCUUCACUCGUGUCCCAAGCCCAUCGUCUUCAUCCUCCACUCCUUCCUCUCCGCCAAGAUCAGCCGCCUCGGGCUGGUGGCCUGACCGCACCCUUCAUAUCAGAGGCCGCGGUUUGAUCGGAAACGGAAGAAAAACGAAAAAGAACCACAGAAGUGACUUAUUGAGAACCUCUCUGGACCAGGGGGGGGGAAGGUUGUGUGAGGGGAAGUCCACGUUAUUAUUUCGGUCUCGGACCCGUAGGAUGUCGUUCUGUCGACCUCAGUCGUUCUGCUCUUCCCGAGGCGGGAGCCGACGCUGGGACCGAUGGGUGGGCGUGCACCUCUUUCCCUGCGGAGCCAAGAGGGAGAAAGCAGGGGGAGGACAACAGCCUGUGGAAGUGAGGACGUGAGACCCCAGGGUCGCGUCUCUUCCCAAGGAGAGGAGCCGUGGAGACGUGACCGACUGACUGAGUUCACAUCCACUGUGUUAAGGGUUCCACGACACAACUUGGACUUUAAGUGGUUUACUUUUAUUUUUUUAUUUAGAGAAACCGAAUUUGUGUCUGUCUUUUUGGCGGGAGAAAGACUUGAUUGUAAAAAUGUAUCGUGUACAGGAUUUAAUGUGAAGAGUUUGUUGAAAUAUUUUAUAUUCCAAAAACUGCAAACAUAAAUUGAAUAGCAAUGGAUGAUGAUGAAUAGUGAUGCAGAGUUUCUCCUGAAAUUUCAAGUAAAUGUAGGUAUUAUCAUUAGCCAACAUCUGGCAUAAAUGUUUUGGAUUUGAGUUAUUAUCGCAGGGACGGUAAUAUGAGAAAUUGUUUAGCAAUUAACAUUUUGUGACCUUACAAAAUGUUAAUGAUAAACAUUCCCUUCUUUCAGCGAGGCACAAAUUGCUUCAAUAACCUCAACAUGACAUCUGAUCAAAUUAAAUUGCUGCCAGGUUUUUUAGCACCAAGUUUAUCUGACUUGGGGCACACAAGUGAAGUACAUUUUGAAGUCUUGGCUGAUUUAUCAUUAACCUUAUUUAAAUCACUCCGAUUUUAGCCUAUAGUUUUCUAAACAUUCACCAAUGAACCAAUUGCAGGAAGUCUUGGAUUAUGCCUGGUAUCGGGACUGCUCAUUGAUUAACCAUGUAUAAUAUUAUUGAUGAGAAAUAGAAGAAGAAACCUUAACUAUGCAUGUGGCCUAGUCAUGGUCUGACUAGACCUGAGGAAAGGAGAAUGUGGAAGUAAUUUCCUAAAAUGUUUCCGACUGUGUUUGACUUCUGAAUAAUGAGUAAUUCCCAAGUAUGGUGCCGUCGUAUUUCAAGUAUCGUCCCUGAUAAAAUUCCAAUCAUAGCAACACUGUCGGUGCGCAAAGGGGCAACGGUCAAACUAGUUUCUUGAAAAUGUGUGACAGAAUAGUGUUUUGUGUCCUCAAAAUAUCUGCUGGCCUGAACAUUCCUUGUGCCUUCCAAUGGCUGUCCAGAGAAUAUUUCUGAUAUUAAUAUUCCUACUUAAAAUGUGAUGUCACAAAGUUGUAGCAGGUUCACCAGAGGUCAAAAGGGCGGUGUAUGAGAGCGCAGUUUCAAAGGCAAGAACACAAAUGAUUUACGGUUUAUAUUUUGUUAACUCACAACUUUAUUUAAUGCCAGACAGAUGUAUAACAAAUAAGCAUUUUACGUUGUCAAGUCCCACCUGGCAGCGGGAAGGAAUGGCACGGCUAAAUGUCGACUCGUACCAUUCAUCACAGAUCUGCUGAAUAACAGUGGCUGGCGAAUAUACGAGUUUCAAAACGAUAUUGUUUCAAUCGGAUCAUGGCGCGCUCUGAGACGCUCUGAGACGACGUUAGAGGUAAUUGGAUGUCGUUGGCAGCUGUUGUACCUUCAUUAAGGAUGUUGAAACCUAGCGUUUGAUCCAAGGCUUUGCACAAAAAUCAAGUAUUUAUCAAAUGCCUGAUUGUAAAAAGUUUGUCACUCAUUGCAACCAAUAAUUAAAAAACAUGCUGCGGCUAAUUGUUUGCCAGGUGGAAAAGA